CCUACAGGCAGUGACCGGACCUACCACCAGUGGCUCCUCACUGUGAAGAAAGGGGGCGGAGCUAUUUUUCAGACCGUGAAGACCAAAGCCAACCCAGCCAUGAAGACCGUCUACAAGUUUGCAAAGGACCACGCCAAGAUGCGCAUCAAAGAGGUCAAAAGCCGGUUGAAACAGAAGGAGCAGGGGGAGAACGGCUUCGCCACCCCUGGGUCAGCAGGGAAUGAUGACGACAGCACCGCAGAGUUUGCUUUCCCCGCCGCCACGGUCCUGAGGGGUGGAGCUGAGCGAACAUGGGACGGCCACCGGCCAGUGACUGUGCACUUUGGACAGGCCCAGCCUCCAACACUACUGAAGAGGCCCAGCAGUAAUGUGAGUCUGGAGAGCAGCUGUGAGCACUCUGUCCGUCCCACUCGUCACUAUACCGUGUUUCUUUCUGAGGAUUCAUCUGGAGACGAGCUCCAAUAUGACGAAGAGUCCAUAUCUGGCUUCCCUGACAGCUUUCUUUUCUCUGCGCCUUUUGACUGGUCACCUCUGCCCCAGCCCUACCGCUCCCUAAAGGAGGUGGAGCUAAUGGAAGGAGAUGAGUUUGGUGUGGGUGCAGAGAGCCAUACUGCACCUCCCAGCCCCGUCAAUGAAAGGUUCUCCAACCUCAACCUCCUGGGGGACAUUUUCAGAUGCCAGGAGGAACCAGACUGCCAACCUGCCCCGCUGGCUAAGAGUCUAGAAGACCUGCGGACACCCAAAGACCCUGAGGAGCUUCAGGCCAAGUUCAACUUCCAGAGGUUGGAUCUGAGCGUCAGUGAAAACUCCAGAACCCUUCCAGGGCUCAAACUCUCCAAUCCUUACAACAAGCUGGGUGCUUUAGGGAAGGACAGCCGAGUCCCGCCUGUCUGUCUCCGUCCCGCUCCAUCAGUCCAGCUGCCUGUGCACACCGAGUCCUGCUCCCCUCCCAGGGAAACCUCUGGCUCAGCCGUAGACUCUUUGGACCCGUCCGCCAUCGGGAACAUCACCAUUCCUCGUCCCCAAGGGAGGAAGACACCAGAGCUAGGAGCGGUUCUGGCGCCCCCUGCUGUCCAGUCGCGAUCCAAAGCUGUGGGUUCCAGGGAAGGACGAGCUGCUCCAGGCAGGGAAGAGUUCAGGCAGGCCCUGAGUAUGAGCUCAGAGGGACAGCAGGCCCUGGAGGACAGCGCAGACCUGAUCAGGCUGUUGGACCCUCUGAACAGCUCGGCGCCGCCCUCCUCUGCUCCAGUAGACGGGUUAGAUAUGGAGUCAUCAUUGGCAGGAAGGCCCGCCCUCCCCCCGAGGCCCUACCACCAAGGCCCGCCUCCUUUCCCUCUUCAUCAUCCUCACGUCUCUCUGAACCCGUUCGCCCAGUCCGUCCAGCACUACUCGCCCUCCGUCUGCGGGAAUCCCUUCAGCGUGGCCUAUGGACCUCCCCCCGCCUCCUUCAUGCACACCUCCUUCUCUGCACUACCAGGGAUCCACAGACAGCUGUCCCCCUGCAGCUCCAGCCAUGGACUGGCUCAGACAGCAGCCGCCUCUCUGCCUCAGACCUCUGACAGCAGCCACGCCCUCUCCAGCCCGCUGGACGCCGCCAUGAAGCCGCUGCAGGCGCAGGGCCCCGCCCAGAAAGCCAAGGACCCUUUUGGGGACCUGCUGAGCAUGGCCACCCCUGUUCUACCACAGAAGAAGAAGGCAGAGGACCCCAGGAGGAAGUGGGAAACCUUUGACUGAUUGCGCUGCUGCACCAGGCUCCGCUGGGCUGCUGCUAAGCAACAAUCAACACUACGGCGUCCCAGUGAGGCUCCGCCUCUUUCUGGAUCCUGACUCAUCACAUGACUCACCUUAAGAAGCAGAUCCAGCAGAUUCUGGAUUUGAUUGGCUGAUUUAUCAGGAGCUUAUUAAGGUCUGAAUAAAAAAGAAAACUGCUGAGCUUUUCUUUAUCUGGAGAACAUUCUCCUCUUCCUCAUCCUCCUCUUCCUCCUCCUCCUCUUCAUCCUGCUCCUCUUCAUCCUGCUCCUCCUCCCCCUCAUCUUCCUCCACCUCCCCCUCUUCCUCCUCCUUUUCUUCUUCCUCCUUCUCUUCUUCCUCCUCCGCCGCCUGCUGCUGUGGUGCGUAGAGAUCAUCUUAUAGAUGUGUUCUUACUUCUCCAUCUGUUCUCUGCACAUCCCGUCAGCCCUAUUCUCCUCCCUCUCGCUCCCCCUAGUGUGAUCAGCUAGUAUUACAUCAGGUUACCAAAGCCCCGCCCCCUUAGCUCCAGCCGGCCUGUGGACCUCCAUCCAGACGCUAACACUCUGCGCCUCCUCAGCCCUUCUUUUGGUGACGUUCUUGUUGUUUCAGCUGCUUUUCUCUGUAGUUAAUCAGUGGAAAUGUUUCCUCUCUUCCUGCUAAUAUUAAAGCAGAAUCACUCACAGCGAAAACAGACUAAUAUCCUGAAAAUCAUCUCUGAUUGUUCAUCUCAAUAAAUAGAAACACUGUUU
Molecule: messenger RNA, 2480 nt
Organism: Cyprinodon variegatus (sheepshead minnow)
Lineage: Eukaryota; Metazoa; Chordata; Actinopteri; Cyprinodontiformes; Cyprinodontidae
Product: DENN domain-containing protein 1A-like
Exons: 8
Coding region: 100-1734 (544 amino acids)
Biological process (GO): endocytosis; endocytic recycling
Cellular component (GO): clathrin-coated vesicle; cytosol
Molecular function (GO): guanyl-nucleotide exchange factor activity; phosphatidylinositol phosphate binding
Source: RefSeq, a predicted model, not a curated record